This is a messenger RNA of Salvia miltiorrhiza (redroot sage), 2024 nucleotides long. RefSeq lists its product as uncharacterized. The transcript has 2 exons. NCBI's taxonomy places the organism in Eukaryota, Viridiplantae, Streptophyta, Magnoliopsida, Lamiales, Lamiaceae. The record is from RefSeq and is a predicted model, not a curated record. The coding region runs from base 1174 to 1767 and encodes 197 amino acids.
AAGUCAAAGACCGAAAAGUGUACUUGAUGGUGAUGGCUUACACUUUUCUUACACAAGUACAAUUGUGUAAGAAAAUGUGUAAGCUAGGUAGUUAAAAAUGCACAAAACCAGAUAAAUGUGCAAUUAUUGUAAAGCCACGUGAGGUAAAAUGCCCUAAAUUUGAAAAUAAUGAAGGUAAGUUUGUGUAUAAUAAAACAGUAAUACGACGAUGUAAAAAAAUUGUAAUUUAAAUAUAUUUGGAAACGAAAAAAAAUUCUGAACCUAAUGCAUACAAUACCCGCCAGUAAAUCAUAGCCGCUACCAAAAGCUGCCGGGAUUAGGUUCAGAAUUUUUUUUUGAUUCCAAAUAUACUUAAAUUACAAUUUUUUACGUUCUCGUAUUACUGUUUUAUUAUACACAAACUUAUCCUCAUUUUGUAUUUCUUUUUUUAAAAUAUAUUUUAUGAAGUAGAAAUACAUAAUAGGUUUGUAUUUUGACAAAUUUGGAUUAUAGUGGGGUAAUAAGUCUCGAAUUUUUGAUUUUAUUUUAUUUAACAUGAAUUAAUAUAGCGUAACACAUAAAAUAAUAGAAAAUGUUGGAUAAAAAAAUAUAAAAUCAUAUAUUAUGAAACAAUAAAAUAUUAGAGAGCCUACCACAUACAUACCCGCUAGUAUUUAGUAUCCAAAAGAAGUAUCCGCGUGAAAGGAACCCGGAGCGGCUACAUCUAGCGGCUACUUUUUACUGGCGGGUAUUAUUACCAUGUCAUUUAUAACUGUUUUUAUAUCACAAUAUACAUAAAAUUUAUUUAUUAGAGUUCAUAUUAAUGGUUGUUGUAUUUUUUUAAAAUUUGAAGACCUAAGUCUAAUUCAAUUGUGAUUGGACAAUUCAACCGGCAACUCUAGGAUGGGAAUCUAUAGGCUUUGCAGAAAAUUGUAAUUCACGGGUAUUGGAAUAGAGCGGGCACGGCUUUUGUGGGAUUUCUUUGACCACAUUGAAGAUUUGAUAUGGUCGAAAAAUUGGGUAGGGCCCAUUAGGGUAAUUUUUUAUGUUAAAUUAGGGUAGAAGGUUGAGAAGCAGCCGCACUAUCAUUUUUCAAACGGAUACUUCAUUUUUUCGUGUGAGAGUGAGAAGCAGCCGCACUAUCAUUUUUUCAAACGGAUACUUCAUUCGGUCUUCUUCAAAUCCAUUCACGCCAUGGCUUCUUCUUCAAACCAAGUCCCUUAUUCGAGGCCCGAGACGAUCAAUCGUCCAACAGUUGAGAUCAGUACGUACUACAAUAUUAAGUACCUGUCGACAGUAGCGGGGAGACUAGAGGAAAUUGGCGAUUUUGCACUGGAGAAUACGUUCAGGCAGGGGUGCUUUGGUAUGAUGUUGGAUUGGCAGCCGGGCCAGAAGUGCAAUGCUGCAUUGCACCAUAUUGUCUCUCGUCAUCUUAAGAUGACGAGAGACGAUGAGGAUGAUGAGAUCUGCUUCUACAUCAACGGGAGGAAGGUUGACUUUACUCCGAGAGAUUUUGCUCUCGUGACAGGAUUAGCCUUUGGGGAUGAUCCUUUUGAUACUUUGGCUGAGCACGAUCUGAGCGAAGCUCAGACAUUUACACGGUUUGUACGCGGGAAGCAUGUGUCAGUGCAGGGGCUGGCGGAUAUAUAUUUCGACAGGGCCAGUCGAGUGGUUGACCCCGACGGCGGGUUCUACCUCCGUGUGGCCCACUUGUUGGUGCUAAACGCAUUUGUAUUAGGAGUGGACGUGCGACGAUCCGUAGCCCUGGACAUGGAAGCUGGUGGAUGAUUUGACGGCCUUUUCCAGAUUUUCUUGGGGAUCGUGCCCGUAUAGGAGCUUGAACUACAGGUUGAAGAACACCACAAUUAAGAAUACAAAGACCAAGUACCACUUCUACGGUCCUUCUUGGGCCCUAUUCGUUUGGGGUCUUGAGGUUAUUCUCGACUUGGCAGCAGCCAUAGCCAUAUGCAAUGCGGGAGUUUACCCUAGAUUCAAGAGGUGGACGUUCGUGAAGACCAAGGCCGACGGGUUACAGAGUUUAUUUG